AUGGGCGGAGACCAUAAAUGUCCCGUUUGCCAGGCCACGUUUACUCGUCCACAACAUGUUGCUCGCCACAUGCGCUCCCAUACGGGCGACAGGCCUUAUAAAUGUCAAUACUGUGGGGAUCAAUUCGCGAGAAGUGAUCUGCUCUCGCGACACAUAAACAAAUGCCACUCCAACGAAAAACCACUCGUCAACACAGGCUCACGGCGAAAGGGCUCCACGUCCGCCUCUCGCGCGACAACAUCCAAGCAAGCCUGUGACCAGUGCGUCCAAUCAAGUCUUCCCUGCGAUGGUAGCAAUCCCUGUGGUGAGCCGCAUACAUUUCGCAGAUUCAUAUCAGAUCUAUCGUCCCCCUUCCUGAAGCGCCUCAACUUCUUUACAGGGAAAUGCGUCCACCGCAAAUGCCGCUGUACCUUCGUCAAGUUUCACCGACAAACCGCGCCCGUUGGCCCCGGCCACAACCCAAAGCCGACGAAUAUCCCACCCACUUCCGCCGCUUCCUCAUCUCGGGAUCCGGUCUAUCACCAAGCGAUGGAUGACUUUGUUCUCGGCCCCGCACCCACUUCCUCCGUCCCAACCGCCCCCAUUGCUGCCGAUGCUAUGUAUUCGCAGUCAUUCAACUUCCCAUCGUCCUAUGCAAAUUCCACGGCUUCAAGCGAGGAUUACGCGAGUAAGUACCGCGCACACCAGCCCGAGCCGCUGAGGGUGCCUGGAGCUGGUACUAGCGAUGGUCCAACGUUUUACGCAAGCGAAGCACUGCCCAGCUCAUGGUGGAGUCAGCAGCAGCAGCGUCCUGAUCAGUUCCAAGGUCCUGAUUCUAUACAUGAUAAGGAUUUAGAAGCUGACCUGGCAAACCACUUGAUGAGCACGCAUCGGCAUCAUCAACAACUCGGAAUGAUGCCUGUGGGAUACCCAGUAUCAUAUCAACAGCUAGUCUCCCGCGACCGACGCGGGUCGGUGGAUCUGGCGAGUGGAAGCGAUGGGGGGUCGUCGACCGUCCCUUCGUCUACGUCGUCGACCGCAGGAGAUCAAUACCAGAGUCAAAUGCCAUUCAAUAUGAACAGCCUCACCGAAAACCGGCGGAGCGACUUUCAAGCGGCAUUUGGGUCAAUGUCGCUUGAUGACCCAAACGUCCUCGCGGGGCUGUCAACGGACGGCCCGCCCUUCUUUUCGGGCGCCAUGUUGGGCGAACAACAGUUUUCCGACACGGACGGGACGCCUAUGCCCAUGAAGCUGGGGAGCGAUCAGUCGCACUCGGUCUCACAACAACAAUUGGGCAGAAGCAGCAGCGGCGCAGUACCCACCCCCUCGAGAGAAUCGGAUACCCGAGAACUUCGCGAGUUUUGGAAGGCAUAUAUGCGCACGCCGCUUACCGGUCCGGGGCCCGAUGCUCAUCAUAUUGAAGGAGGAGGAGGAGGAGGAGGAGGAGGCAGCGUAGCUGCGCACACACCCAUCAGUUAUCGUCGUCCUAGGGUUGCGUCGCUACCGAAUAACAAGACGCCCGUGGUGGAGAAGGAUCGGUUCCAUGGACAUCAACAUCAACUACAGCAGCAGGGACAGAACACGUCAAAUCAAUCUUCCCUACGGACGACGCUGCGCCAGCAGGAGCUUGCUCAAUCUCCUGCACAUGCAGCGGCGGUCACGGAGGACCUGCGCUCAUACGAAGCAGCUGUGAUGGCACACAAAACGCCCAUCACUUUGAACCUCCAACCUAGGUGUUUAAACCGUCGUGCAGCGGAGGGUGGGAGCAGCGCGGGGAGUAGCCCCGUCGUCGGGUGGGGAAGAUUCAGCGGUGCUGGUCACCUUGCUGGGGGAGAAGGUGCUGGUCAGCCCAAUUUACCAGGUGGAGACGGUCGGCUGGCGGGUGCUUUUGGCAGGCACCAGCAGCAGCAAUCGUUGAGUGUGUACGACGCGAGCAGUAGUAGCGCCAGCCCAGCGUCGCACAGGUCGCCUUCUGCCGAUGUGGAGAGUGGUGGUGGUGCGAGUGGUUCGGAUGCGGAUCAAAAUACAAGCCAAGGAGGAUCUGGAGUGCGGCCGUCUUUCAAGCGCGUCGCCUCACAUACCCUAGAAUCGGAUACCGCGAAGGUGCAGAGGAUGUACAGUGGUGGUGGUGGUGGUGGUGGAUUGGAGGAGGCGAAUUUCAAUCCUAUUGCUUCAAGUUCUUCGACACACGUGUGGCUAGAGCCCGAUUCGUCAUCGUCUACCAAAACUUCAAGUUGGCGCGAGCCUUCCCCGAAUUGGCGUGAUCACGCCCCAGUCGCGUCAUCUUCCUCCUCCUCCAGGAACGUUAGCAUGGAUAGGAAUCGGCCAACGACAACGAUAUCAAUUAUGAACGCCAACCCCCCGCCUAAUAUCAACCUGAUGAUGAUGAGUCACCCCGAUCGAGUCGUUGCGGCCAGUUUAGCGGAACGCAGGCGGAUGAGGAGGAUGAGCGCUCCCGCUCCUCGGGGAUUUUUUGCUGCUGAUGGUGUUGGAGGGGGUGAUGGUGGAGGUGGUGGUGGAUAUUGA
Molecule: messenger RNA, 2505 nt
Organism: Laccaria bicolor S238N-H82
Lineage: Eukaryota; Fungi; Basidiomycota; Agaricomycetes; Agaricales; Hydnangiaceae
Exons: 5
Coding region: 1-2505 (834 amino acids)
Source: RefSeq, a predicted model, not a curated record